Rhea pennata is the source of this 1520-nucleotide messenger RNA. It is a transcript of the gene EEF1AKMT4, whose product is annotated as EEF1A lysine methyltransferase 4. Bases 1 to 753 code for a protein of 250 amino acids. The record is from RefSeq and is a predicted model, not a curated record. Lineage: Eukaryota; Metazoa; Chordata; Aves; Rheiformes; Rheidae. The transcript is spliced from 4 exons.
AUGGCGCGGCGGCGGCCGCCGGCCGCCAACAGCCGCUACCGGGAGCGCGGCUUCUGGGACGCGCGGUACCGCGAGGCGGGCGCCGAGCCCCGCGAGUGGCUCGGGGGCCUGUCCCGCUUCCGCCGGCACCUGGAGCCGGAGCUGCGCCCCGGUGACCGGAUCCUCGUGCUCGGCUGCGGGAACAGCGCCCUGAGCCACGACCUCUACGAGCUGGGCUACACGGACAUCACGAGCAUCGACUUCUCGCCGGUGUGCAUCGAGGCCAUGAGAGCCCGCUACGCCCACUGCCCCGGCCUGCGCUGGGCCGUGAUGGACAUCCGCGCCCUGCAGUUCCCCGACGCCUCCUUCGACGUGGUGCUGGAGAAGGGCACCCUGGACGUGCUCAUGGUGGAGGAGAGGGACCCCUGGCACGUGUCACCCCAGGCCACGGCGGCGCUGCACCGGGUGCUGGCGGAGGUGAGCCGCGUCCUGCGCCCGGGCGGCCGCUUCGUCUCCAUCACCUUUGCCCAGCCCCAUUUCCGGAAGCGCCACUACGCCCAGGAGGCCUUCGGCUGGUCGCUGCGCCACGCCGCCUACGGCGACGCCUUCCACUACUUCCUCUACGUCAUGCGCAAGGGCCAGCGCUUGGCUUCACCCGACGCGGCCCUGGGGCGCGAGCUGCACCGGCCCCCGGCGCCCGCGGCCCCCGCGGCCCCCGCGCCGCCGCCGCCCGAGCCCGCCGACGAGGACUACCUCCUGGCCAUCGAGCUGUGAGCGAGCCUUGCCCGCCGCCCCCGCGCCCCUCCGCGAAGAUUGAGGAGCUGCCCUGCGCGUCGGCCCUCCUGGGGCGCCGGGUGGGGGGGGGGGGGAAGGAGCUGGAGACCAGUUUCCCCCCCCCCUUUGCCCGGUCACCCAGCGAGGUUAUUGAAAAAGAUGACGAGUUUCUCAUGCACAUCAGACCCCCCCGAGAAGCUUCUUAAAAAAUAAAAUUAAAUUAAAGUACAAAAUUAAAAACAACAACUCAGAACGGCCCUUUCCCUCCCCCCAACCCCAACCCCCUCCCAGGCCCCAAAACCCUUGAGAAAGAGGCAGCGACUGAUGCGGGAGUUAAUCUGGCCACGUUCGCAAACAGUGCAGUGGGGUCUGCGGCCGUACCCCCGCCGCCCUGCCAGCCCCGGCGCUGCCGUCGCUCGCGGGAGAGGACUUGCAAAGACGGCUGCUUGGUUCUUACGGAUGAUGUGUGCAAAACCCUAAAGACAUUCAAGAAGUCCUGUCCGAUACUGCUGCUGGGCGGAGAGGCCCCGCCGUGGAUUUCGCAGGUCGCCUGGCCUCGCCGUGGGAAAUCCGGGCUCGGGGCCUCCGUGGUUUCCUUCCCACGGUCUAUAUUUCUCUCUCUCUCUCACUCUUUCUCUCUCUCUCUCUCACUCUCUUUUUUCUCUUUUUUUCUUUUUUUUUUCUUAUGGAAAAAAAUAUGAACCAUUUUUUGUUUCGCCGAUGCAGUAUUUCAACAUUUCAACGUCAGCAGAUCGUUUUUAACAAAG